This is a messenger RNA of Aplosporella prunicola CBS 121167, 558 nucleotides long. RefSeq lists its product as uncharacterized. NCBI's taxonomy places the organism in Eukaryota, Fungi, Ascomycota, Dothideomycetes, Botryosphaeriales, Aplosporellaceae. The transcript has a single exon. The record is from RefSeq and is a predicted model, not a curated record. Bases 103 to 555 code for a protein of 150 amino acids.
CAAGCAUCAUCAUCAUCAUCAUCAACAGCCUCAGAACAACAAACACAAGCAAACAAUCCACUCCACUAGUCUACUUUCAGAGCAACCAAACCAUCUACCAACAUGCCUAUGCUCCUCGCCCAGCAACCCAGCGACGCUCUCCACAGUCGUCACCUCUUCGCACCACACCUCUCGUCAGCCUCCACCUUCUCCGCCCCCGCAGCAGCAGCGCCAACGCAAUCCGGCGCCUCCUCGGCGGCGAAACCCUCGGUCCCCGCCAUCACGGUCCCCAAGCGCAAGGACUCCAACGUCUCGAUCACGGGCGUCGUCUGCGACUGCGAGGACUCGCCCUACGACGAAGUCGGCUGCAUCUCGUGCCUCGAGAAGGCCCUCGCUGCCAUGGAAAACCCCUCUGUCGAGCUCCAGGAGGAGAACCAGGUCAUCAACCAGGCCGAGGAGAUCCAGGCCCUGCAGGACUAUGCCAACGGCGUCUUCUGCACGUGCAAGAACUCCGAGUACGACGAGGUUGGCUGCGAUACUUGCAUUGAGCGCGCGUUCAAGGCUAUGGCGCAUUAAGCG